CCGAGAUUUCGCGAGAGGACAGCCCCUGCCGUCGCUGUGGAGACGAAGCUCCUCGCUGCACCGGGGAGGCUCGGAUGGCGAGCCGCCGCCGCCGUCGGCGCUUAGCCGGCCCGAAGCGGCUCCAAAACGGGGCACCUCGACGAGAAACGCCGCCUCCGCCGGAGCUCCCAGCUGAGCCGGCCACGCUGACGGUCGCCAAAACCCGCAAAGGCCGCGCGGUGGUGCUGCUCCCUGCGGAGCAAAAUCUGACCUUCACGGGCAAAUGCCGCCUGACAUGCCUGCAUGGAUCCGUGCAGGUUUUGGGGUUCACCAUCGCUGCAGGCCAGCCCCCUUACGACCUCUACUCCCCUCACACCUACUGCGCCCUCACCAUCGAAGCUGCCGCUGGCAUCCAGGACCCGGAAAAGUCCGAGAAGGAGGUGAAACUGGAGGCCAAGGCCCUCCUGCGAGCACACUUUGUACCCCAGGAGGCCAGGGGACGGCUGCUCAGAAGCUUUCGUCCGGGCUGCUCCAUUUUUUUGCUGGAACCGCUGGAGACGGCGGAGACCAAGUUCAUUCUCAGCCACUCGGAGUUCGCCCAGAUCUUCAGAGCGAAAGUGAGUCCCGUGGCUGCCUAAAGCAGCAUUUGGCCCUUAGCAGCCCACCAUUGAAACCAUCGCCGGGUUUUUUUAGCGAUUUUCGAAUGGUCGCUUGAAACGAAGACCACUGAACAAUUUAAAGAAGCUUCUUGGAUGGGAGGCAAGGCGUUUUCUAAAAAGGAGAAGAAGAAAGUUCAGUUGCCUUUUGGGAAGAAAACACCUUUGGUUUUUAUAUAUGCGGCUGUGGAAAUUGAUAAAUAAAUGAAUGGAGAAAGGGAGAGGAAAGAAAGAAAGGAAAGAGAGA
Molecule: messenger RNA, 882 nt
Organism: Thamnophis sirtalis
Lineage: Eukaryota; Metazoa; Chordata; Lepidosauria; Squamata; Natricidae
Source: RefSeq, a predicted model, not a curated record